ACACCACAUAUACUUAUCUCUCUCACCAUCUCUAUUUAUUUUCUUCUCUCUCUCGCCGGAAGAAUAAAGCAAAAUGAUCACCGGCAAAGACAUGUACGACGUUUUAGCGGCUAUGGUGCCGCUAUACGUAGCUAUGAUAUUAGCCUACGGUUCGGUACGAUGGUGGGGAAUAUUUACACCGGACCAAUGUUCCGGUAUAAACCGGUUUGUUGCGGUUUUCGCAGUUCCUCUUCUCUCUUUCCAUUUUAUCUCCUCCAAUGAUCCUUAUGCCAUGAAUUACCACUUCCUCGCCGCUGAUUCUCUUCAGAAAGCGUUUAGCCGCAGAGGAAGCCUAGAAUGGAUGAUAACGCUCUUCUCGCUAUCAACACUACCAAACACGCUGGUAAUGGGAAUCCCAUUGCUUCGGGCGAUGUAUGGGGACUUCUCCGGUAACCUAAUGGUGCAGAUCGUGGUGCUUCAGAGCAUCAUAUGGUAUACAUUAAUGCUCUUCUUGUUUGAGUUCCGUGGUGCUAAGCUUCUGAUCUCCGAGCAGUUCCCGGAGACGGCUGGUUCAAUUACUUCCUUCCGAGUUGAUUCUGAUGUUAUCUCUCUUAAUGGCCGUGAACCCCUCCAGACCGAUGCGGAGAUAGGAGACGACGGAAAGCUACACGUGGUGGUUCGAAGAUCAAGCGCCGCCUCAUCAAUGAUCUCAUCAUUCAACAAAUCUCACGGCGGAGGACUUAACUCCUCCAUGAUAACGCCACGAGCUUCAAAUCUCACCGGCGUCGAGAUUUACUCCGUUCAGUCGUCACGAGAGCCGACGCCGAGAGCUUCGAGCUUUAAUCAGACAGAUUUCUACGCAAUGUUUAACGCAAGCAAAGCUCCGAGCCCUCGUCACGGUUACACUAAUAGCUACGGAGGCGCCGGAGCUGGUCCCGGUGGAGAUGUUUACUCGCUUCAGUCUUCCAAAGGCGUGACGCCAAGAACGUCUAAUUUUGAUGAGGAAGUUAUGAAGACGGCAAAGAAAGCAGGACGAGGAGGAAGAAGCAUGAGUGGGGAAUUAUACAACAAUAAUAGUGUUCCGUCGUACCCACCACCGAACCCAAUGUUCACGGGGUCAACGAGUGGAGUCAAGAAAAAGGAAAGUGGUGGCGGAGGAAGCGGAGUAGGAGUAGGAGGACAGAACAAGGAGAUGAACAUGUUCGUGUGGAGUUCGAGUGCUUCUCCGGUGUCGGAAGCCAACGCGAGGAAUGCUAUGACCAGAGGUUCCUCCACCGACGUAUCCGCCGACACUAAAGUGUCUCUCCCUUCUCAGGACAACCUCGCUUCUAAAGCGAUGCAGAAUCUGAUAGAGAACAUGUCACCGGGAAGAAAAGGGCAUGUGGAAAUGGACCAAGACGGUAAUAACGAGGGAAAGUCACCUUACAUGGGCAAAAAAGGUAGUGACGUGGAAGACGGCGGUCCUGGUCCGAGGAAACAGCAGAUGCCGCCGGCGAGUGUGAUGACGAGACUAAUACUGAUAAUGGUUUGGAGAAAACUUAUAAGAAACCCUAACACUUACUCUAGUCUCUUUGGCCUUGCUUGGUCCCUUGUCUCUUUCAAGUGGAAUAUAAAGAUGCCAACGAUAAUGAGUGGAUCGAUUUCAAUAUUAUCCGAUGCUGGUCUUGGAAUGGCUAUGUUUAGUCUUGGUCUAUUUAUGGCAUUGCAACCAAAGAUUAUUGCGUGCGGAAAGUCAGUAGCAGGGUUUGCGAUGGCCGUAAGGUUCUUGACCGGACCGGCCGUGAUCGCAGCCACCUCAAUUGCAAUUGGUAUUCGAGGCGAUCUCCUCCAUAUCGCCAUCGUUCAGGCUGCUCUUCCUCAAGGAAUCGUUCCUUUUGUUUUCGCCAAAGAAUACAACGUCCAUCCUGAUAUUCUCAGCACUGCGGUUAUAUUCGGAAUGCUGGUUGCUUUGCCUGUAACAGUACUCUACUACGUUCUUUUGGGGCUUUAAGUUAUAUAAUCAAAACGUAUGUGCAAA
Messenger RNA from Arabidopsis arenosa, 1996 nucleotides. NCBI's taxonomy places the organism in Eukaryota, Viridiplantae, Streptophyta, Magnoliopsida, Brassicales, Brassicaceae. The record is from the annotation of a GenBank genome assembly.